AUGUUUUCCAGAGUGUCUGGGGGAGAGCUUUUCGACCGCAUCGUUGAGAAAGGGUUCUACACUGAGAAGGAUGCCAGCACCCUGAUCCGGCAGGUCCUAGAUGCUGUCUACUACCUUCACAGAAUGGGCAUCGUGCACAGGGACCUUAAGCCUGAGAACCUGCUUUACUACAGCCAGGAUGAAGAGUCAAAAAUCAUGAUCAGUGACUUUGGGUUGUCAAAGAUGGAGGGUAAGGGAGAUGUGAUGUCCACAGCCUGCGGGACUCCUGGCUAUGUUGCUCCUGAAGUACUGGCCCAGAAACCCUACAGCAAAGCCGUGGACUGCUGGUCCAUCGGGGUCAUCGCAUACAUCCU
Molecule: messenger RNA, 353 nt
Organism: Antrostomus carolinensis (chuck-will's-widow)
Lineage: Eukaryota; Metazoa; Chordata; Aves; Caprimulgiformes; Caprimulgidae
Product: calcium/calmodulin-dependent protein kinase type 1D
Exons: 3
Biological process (GO): protein phosphorylation
Molecular function (GO): ATP binding; protein kinase activity
Source: RefSeq, a predicted model, not a curated record